AUCUCUUCUCUUCCACCAGAAACCGGAAAGGCUCGCCGUCGAAUCGAAUCGGAUCGAAUCACAGCAGCGAGCGGCGGCGGCGGCGAUGGGGAUCGGCGAGCACUUUGAGGGCGUGAAGCAGCACUGGGCGCGCAACUUCGCCUUCCUCGACUACUUCAAGAAGGUCCACGGCCGCGACCAGCCCCUCCCCAAGUGGUCCGACGCCGACGUCGAAGAGUUCAUCGCCUCCGACCCCGUCUACGGCCCCCAGCUCAAGGCCCUGAGGGAGUCCAGGAAGUUCGCGCUCGGCGGGGCCCUCGUCGGCGCCGCGCACCUCGGCGGCGUCGCCGUCAAAUACUCCAAGAGCCCCCACGGUGUGGUGCUGGCGACCGGGUUCGGGGCGCUCACCGGAGCCGUGCUCGGGUCGGAGGUGGCGGAGCACUGGUACCAGCUCUACAAGAUGGACAAGCAGGGGGCCAACCUCAGGUUCAUCUACUGGUGGGAGGACAAGGUCUCAGGCCAGAAGAACUGAACAAGACUUCUGCAUAUGCUUAUUGCCUGAUGUCUGUGUGAGCAUACUGGCUUAGCAAGACAAUGAUGUCCCUAGUGUGGAACUUGUAGUUUUUGCUUCCUAGUCUUUUUCCAAUAAGGCGUGUAUUGGUUGUGGCAAUCAAUUGGACAAUGUAUUUUAUUUUCUCUACUAUGAGCCUGCUCUCAGUUCCGUCUAAUAUCCGUGUAGUGCUCGUGCAAAUACUAAAUGCCAGUACUUUUCAGUAUAUCUAUCCUCAAGUGACUAUGUCGCAGCUUGUAAGUAUUCAUUGGUCUCAAAGAUAAUAACAGGGCUGCAUACUUCCGUUGAAACAA
Messenger RNA from Brachypodium distachyon (stiff brome), 843 nucleotides. RefSeq names its product succinate dehydrogenase subunit 6, mitochondrial. Gene Ontology annotation, cellular component: outer membrane. Lineage: Eukaryota; Viridiplantae; Streptophyta; Magnoliopsida; Poales; Poaceae. Bases 86 to 511 code for a protein of 141 amino acids. The transcript is spliced from 4 exons. The record is from RefSeq and is a predicted model, not a curated record.